AAAAGAAAGAAACGGAAGACACAAUGGCGUCUGACUCUCCACGCAGACCAAGUCGCUGUGCUGGAGGGGUUCUGGUGCGAGCGCAAGCUGCAACGGAGCAGUCGUACAUGGAAAGUGUUGUGACCUUCCUGCAGGAUGUGGUCCCUCAGGCGUACACUGGGGCUCCACCCACUGACGAAAAAGAGAAAAUAAUUUGGGUUCGAUUUGAGAAAGCUGACAUCAACGACACUUCCCGCAACCCAGAGUUAAUGGAGAUGCACAGCGGAACCACUGACCCUCCCCUCUGCCUCAUGAUCGGCUACACUGACGGGAUGCAGAUCUGGGGCGUAUCUUUGGCGGGAGAAGCCCAGGAGCUGUUCUCGGUGCGCCACGGUCCUGUCCGAGCUGCUCGCAUUCUACCAGCGCCUCAUAUCAGUCCUCUGAAGAUGGACAGUUUUGCUGACAAGAGGCCCCUGCUGGGGGUUUGCAAGAGCACAGGGUCCUCCGGGACGAGCCCUCCCUACUGCUGCGCUGACCUGUACUCUCUACGCACAGGGGAGAUGGUCAAAUCCAUUCAGUUCAAGACGCCUAUCUAUGACCUCCACUGCAACAAACAUAUUCUUGUUGUGAGCCUACAGGAGAAGAUCGCAGCGUUCGACAGCUGCACCUUCACCAAGAAGUUCUUUGUUACAAGCUGCUACCCCUGCCCCGGCCCCAGCCUCAAUCCAAUAUCUCUGGGAAGCCGCUGGCUAGCCUACGCCGAGAACAAGUUGAUAAGAUGUCACCAGUCUCGUGGUGGAGCUUGUGGUGACAACGCACAGUCUUAUACAGCUACAGUGAUCAAUGCUGCCAAAACUUUAAAGACAGGCCUGACAAUGGUGGGUAAAGUGGUCACCCAGCUGGCGGGCACCCUCCCCGCCGGCACUCCGGACGAGGAAGGCACGCCUCACAGCACGAGCCGCCGCAGCCCCCACAACCCCGGCGUGGUCACCAUCAUCGACACGCACAGCGUCGGCGAAGGACAGGUCUUGGUGAGUGAGGACUCGGACGGAGAGGGAGUGGUGGCUCACUUCCCAGCUCAUGACAAACCCAUAUCCUGCAUGCAAUUCAACCCCAGUGGAAUGCUGCUGGUGACUGCCGACACUCUGGGCCACGACUUUCACGUCUUCCAGAUCCUCACCCACCCAUGGGCGUCGUCACAGAGCGCUGUUCACCAUCUGUACACCCUGCAUCGUGGGGAAACUGAGGCCAAGGUCCAGGACAUGUGUUUCAGCCAAGACAGUCGCUGGGUGGCGAUCAGCACCCUGCGCGGCACCACCCACGUCUUUCCCAUCAACCCUUACGGCGGCGCGCCUUGCGCCCGCACCCACAUGUCCCCGCGGGUCGUCAACCGGAUGUCCCGCUUUCAAAAGAGCGCCGGCCUGGAGGAGAUCGAGCAGGAGCUGAACAGGGCGGCCGCCUUAGGAGGAGCAGGAGGAGGAGUCAUAGGAGGAGGCGGUUGCAUCCUGGGCGGAGGAGGAGGCAUCGGGGGCCGCUGUAGUCCCAUACCAGGCCUGUCCAGCAGCCCCUCGGGGUCUCCACUGCACGUCAAGCUGAGCAACCAGGACUCGUACAACAACUUCACCAAUAACAACAUGGGGAACCCUCGGCUGUCCCCGCUGCCCAGCCUCACUGUGGUGCUGCCUCUGGCUCAGAUCAAACAGCCCAUGACCCUGGGAACCAUCACUAAACGCAGCGGCAAAGCUAAGCCGCCUCCUCAGAUCUCCCCGAGCAAGUCCAGCGGAGGAGAGUUCUGCGUGGCCGCGCUCUUCGCCUCGUCCCGCUCCUGGUUCAUCACCAACCCCAACAUGAAAAGAGAGAAAGAUCAGUCCAGACAGUCGGUUGUCGACUCGCUGUACAUCAUCAGUUGUUACGGUAACUUGGUGGAGCAUGUCCUGGAGCCUCGGCCAAUUAGCACCGCUCAAAAGAUCAGCGACGAUACACCUUUGGAGCUGAGCACCUGCCCGAGGGCCUGCUGGACUCUGGCCAGGACUCCACAGUGGAACGAGCUGCAGCCGCCCUUCAACUCCAACCACCCCUUGGUGCUGGCCUCCGACCUGGUGCAGUACCAUCAGUAUCUUCUGGCCGCGAUGCCCCCAGGAAGCCCAGGCCCAAUCACGCGUCACGAGUCAUCAGACAGCCUGGCGUCGGACCACAGCGGUCAGGACGACGAGGAGUGGCUCUCUCAGGUGGAGAUCGUGACCCACACGGGGCCCCACCGGCGCCUGUGGAUGGGCCCCCAGUUUCAGUUCAAGACCAUUCACCCUUCAGGCCAGACCACAGUCAUCUCCUCCUCAUCCUCAGUGCUUCAGUCCCAGGGCCCCGCCGACGUCCCACAACCCCUCUUGGACUUCGACACAGAUGACCUGGACCUGCACAGUCUGAGGAUCCAGCCGGUGCGUUCAGAGCCAGUCAGCAUGCCCAGCUCAUCGGGGCUGGUGGCCGACCGUCGAGGACAGUCCAACAUCAUGGACGCGGGAUCAGGGCCGUUCGAUGGGCGCGGCGUGACCCUGCUGGAGGUGUGCGGCAGCUGGCCGGAGAGCUUCGGCGUGCCGCGGCACAACAUCGGAUCGGCGGACGCCAGCGACGAAGGCCUGCGGGAGAGACUGGCCGACGCCAUGUCCGAGUCCCCGUCCAGAGACAUAGUGGGAUCUGCUACAGAUCUGCAGAGGGAGGGCAGCAUCGAGACCCUCAGCAACAGCUCCGGCUCCACCAGCGGCAGCAUCCCGCGCAACUUCGAGGGUUACCGCUCACCGCUGCCCACCAAUGAGGGCCAGCCCCUCAGCCUCUUCCCCACCAAUUUCCCCUGACCUCUGCUCCAGGGGAGAACCACCGCCGCCGUCAAGCAGCCCCCACCUGACCACCUGCCUGCCCCCACCUCACCUGUCCAGCCAGCAUCACACUGAACCUCUGUCUCAGACCUGUGUCUUUGUCACUCAUUGAACAUUAUUAGCUUUAUAUUUCUUGGGUUGGAUGUUAUUUUAUAUAAGAAUUCCCCUGAUUUUAAAUUUGACCAUUUUAAAACCAAAAUCAUUCCAAAAAAAUAAUAAAAUUGAAACUGUCAGGAUCAAAACGCCUGCACACAAAUUUAUUGUAUCCAAGAUUAACAGCAAGUGAAUCGAACUCAAAGUGUUUAGGAGAUGCUGCGGACCGAGAGGAACGUCCUGCAUUUUCAAUAUUAGAUUUUUAAUAACAGACCAGUAUCAGUCUGACCCUCGUUACCUCGUUAUGUUCAGUCAUAAACUGGUGGACUCAGACGUCCUCUCCUCUCUACAGCUGAUGUUUCCUGACCCCCCC
Molecule: messenger RNA, 3315 nt
Organism: Seriola dumerili (greater amberjack)
Lineage: Eukaryota; Metazoa; Chordata; Actinopteri; Carangiformes; Carangidae
Gene: bcas3
Product: BCAS3, microtubule associated cell migration factor
Exons: 23
Coding region: 24-2828 (934 amino acids)
Biological process (GO): response to starvation; autophagy
Cellular component (GO): cytoplasm
Molecular function (GO): protein binding
Source: RefSeq, a predicted model, not a curated record